Panicum hallii is the source of this 1094-nucleotide messenger RNA. RefSeq lists its product as uncharacterized. NCBI's taxonomy places the organism in Eukaryota, Viridiplantae, Streptophyta, Magnoliopsida, Poales, Poaceae. Bases 1 to 825 code for a protein of 274 amino acids. The record is from RefSeq and is a predicted model, not a curated record. The transcript is spliced from 4 exons.
AUGCGGUUGUUGUGGGGACCAUAUACUGCUGAUGCUGAUGCUGUGACGGUUUUUAUACCGAUGGCGGGAGUAACACCAGUUGGUGGACGGUGGAUGGAUGGCAUGGAUCUGGAUGGAUGGCAUCAUGAUGCACAUGGGCACAAAGAGAGAAGUGCAGCAUCUAUCAUGAUCCCACGGAUGGUGCACUGGCCGUGGCUAGCUCUACCUGCAGCUAUAUGGUAUGGACACUUGGAGCUGCGCACUAUACAUGUGGGGCCCACACCAUCAUGUGCGUCGCACCCACCCGGUGCGGUGAGGGUUCAAUCUUGGGACCCAUCGAGGUCGGGCUUUCAUCUGUACCGUCACCAGCGGCGCGCCCCCCCACGCGCACUGGUCCCGCCGGCGAGGCCGCAAAGUCGUCGUCGUCUCCGGCGCCGGUCCCAUAUCUCGCUCACCGAGUCUCUUCUCCGACGCCUCGCAGUCGUAUUCGCCUCCGACUCCGAUGGCCUCACUCUGGGGAGGACCGAGGGAGCCCUGGGAUUUUCCCGGAGCGGCUCCUCCUCUACCCUCGGGUUCGGGCGUCUCUUCCCCGGAGUCACCUCGUCUCGGCCGUCGUGGAUCUCCGCCUCGGCCGUCACCUCUGCGGCAUCUCCUUGGCUGCCAUCGCACCGCUUCCACCUGACCCUCCGCAAUGAAACUUCUGCUCUAAGAUCAAUAGAAGAUGAUGAGAUGAUCAAUUGCAUAAUCAGUGGUCUGCGCUUCUGCCUAUUACACUAUUCCAAAGGUGCACAUCCCCGGGUUCUGCGCUUCUGCAUGUUAAGAGAUAAGGAUGUUGAAUAUAUGUAAAUCUAUGUGUUCAUGAUAAUCACUAUGUUUUAGUUUUUACCAUGUAUAAUAAGUACGAUGUCUAUAGACUCUGGUAGUUCAGCUUGUUGUUUGCCUGAGAAAGUGAGUGUUAUAGUUACAAUCAUUGCGGUGGUGGGAAUCGGCCCUGUUGUAUUUAUGCCGUAGGUUUUUGCAAAUCUUUGUUGUAAUGCACUCUUUGUUUUCAUAUUUAUAUGGAUUGAAUGUGAAUUUUUGGUGAAACAAAUAUAGUGGCAGUGAAUUGGAUCUAA